GAGGGCGGCUCUGAACUCCCCUCUCUCUUUCUCUGCUCUCUCCUCUGCUCCGGCACCGGCACACACCGCACCGUCGGGCCCCGGCGUGGGACGCGCCCGCGGCGAGCAGCUGCUGCCGGCAGCCCGUGCCCGCCUCGCCCAUGGCGGGGCCGCGGGACCCCGCGGAGCGCUGCUCCUGCCGCAACACCAACUGCGUGGAGCGGCCGCUGCGCCGGCUCUUCGAAGGGCUGGCGAGCGCCGUGGCCGCCUGCCCCUGGCCCUUCGUGCUGGUGCCGCUGCUGCUGUCGGGCGGGCUGGGCGCCGGCUUCCUCUUCCUACCGCGGCGGCAGGCGAACGACAUCGAGGGGCAGUUCACGCCGACGUGGGGGCCCGCCAAGGCCGAGCGCGACUUCGUGCGGCGGCACUUCCCCACCGACGACUCGGAGCGCUUCUCCGCCCCGCGGCUGCCCACCGAGGGCGCCUACGCCGCCCUCAUCGCUGUGGCGACGAACGGGACCUCGGUCCUGGAGCCGGCGGCGUGGGCAGAGGUGCUGCGGCUGAACGCCGCCGUGCACGACGCCGAGUACGAGCGGCUCUGCGCCCGCACCGCCGGCGUCUGUGCCAGCCCCAACCCGCUGCUGUCGCGGCGGGGCGAUGCGGGACCGCCCGCCCCGGGGAGCCUCCGCUUCCCCGUCAACGGCAGCGUCUUCCUGGGCGCCGCGCUGGGCGGCGUGGAGACGGACGGCGGGCGGGUGCUCAGGGCGAGGGCCCUGAAGCUGGUGUAUUACCUGCGGGAGGACGGCCCCGAGGCGCAGGACAGCCGGCAGUGGCUGGAGAGCUUCCUGCAGAGCAUCACUUCCAAAGUGGCGGAGCUGCGCCUCGGCUCCGUUCAGGUGACUUAUUUUACCUCACUGUCCAGACAACAGGAGUUUGAAGGAAAUACCAAGAGUGUGAUCCCGCUCUUCUCCGUGACAUAUUUCCUGACAAUAACGUUUGCAAUCAUCUCUUGCCUAAGACUGAGCUGUAUAAGAAAUAAUAUCUGGCUUGCAAGCUGUGGAGUGCUUUCUUCUGGCUUAGCUGUAUUAAGCAGCUUUGGAUUGAUGCUCUUCUGUGGAGUACCAUUUGUGGUCACUGUAGCAAAUGCACCAUUCCUGAUUCUGGGUAAGUAGAAAAAGUGAGUUGUAUUCAGAUACAAAGACCAGAGUGAAGUUAAAACAACCUAAUGGUGUCAGUCUUUUAUGAUAUGAAUGUCAGAUGAUACAACAUUUUGUCCUGAAGUGAGUGUAGGAGAUACCCAGAGAGGCAGCCCUCUCAGAGCACCUGCAGAUGGGCAAACCCCUCAGCUCAGUGUGCCACAGUGGGACUGGAGAUGGGUUCUGGUGCAAGGGCAGCUUUCCCUAGAAGACAAGGUCUGAUCUAGAUCCACUGCUACAGCAGGAAGACUGUAAAUGAGAGAGUGGAACAGUUAGCACUUGUGGCAUGGUUCUAGUGUCCCUGGAAGUGUAGCCAGGAAGAUUCAUUCUCUGCAAUAUAACAUCUAUGUAUGAACCAGUCUCAGUUGGCUGCACAACUGAAGUGAUGCACCAUUUGAGCAAGCAGCUCCCCCCAAAAACCCAAGGAAGUUGGUAUCAUUGCAUCCUUGUUACACAGGCUGCUUAACAGCCAGUGGUGAACUUUCCAAAUAUUGAUAGUGUUGCUGCAAUUAGAUAAUGUUUCCAACUACAUAAUGUUGCUGCAAACAAAUGACUGCUUUUAAAAUCCUUACUGGUCUCCUAUAUCAUAUAUUCUUCUGAUGUUUUCUUGGGCUUGGUCACAUGCUGAGGAAGGCACAUGGAGCUCCCAGGUUGACAAAGGCUGUGCAUCAUCCUAAGAUGCCCAAUGCAACUGCUCCUUUGGGCAGGCAUUGUUUCUGUGUUUCCUGCAUAAUUCUAAUGCAUUUUAAUUUACUUUUGCUUGCUCAUCAAUUGCAGUGGCUGACUAUCAAGAAGCCCCUUUUGUAUACCUGGGAAAGGGCUUAAGCCAGUCACUUCAGAUCUUCAGCAAUAACACGCAGACUUCUGUCUUCCUUGUGUUAAAGCAAACAAAUUCUCAGUACAUCAGAGGAUUUGUUUGAAGGCUGCUUGCUUUCUGAAGCAGACUGGCUCACUGCCAUCCUUUAGUACCUUUUGAUGUGCUGCCUAAUUCAUCUUUGCAUGUUUACUGGCAACUGCCUUUUCAGGUAGCAGGUAAUACUUUCCUCUCUUCUUCUGUGCUUGGCUAAAUCUCACUCCGCUAUUUGCGCAGCCUUGCUUUCCUUCUGUUGUGUUAAUUUUCAGUGAAUAGAAGAGCCCUUGACAACAUGGCAAAAUACUGAAAGGUGUGAGAUAAUAAUCUUGAGAAUUAGCAGAGGUUAGAGAAGCCCACUGGCUCUUCAUUUUUGAACUUCAGCUCACUUACUCUGGCAUCUUACCAAAAACCCAAACCCAGGAUCCAGUCUUCCUGGCAGGUUUUCCCAGGGACCUGUCAGGUAAUAUUUGUGAGCACAUUGGUAUAAAGGUGAACAGAAAUUAAUAAUAAAUCGUGAAUAAGUGCUGGAAGAUAAACUGGAGAGAAGUGG
Molecule: messenger RNA, 2575 nt
Organism: Passer montanus (Eurasian tree sparrow)
Lineage: Eukaryota; Metazoa; Chordata; Aves; Passeriformes; Passeridae
Gene: PTCHD3
Product: patched domain containing 3
Exons: 3
Coding region: 141-1148 (335 amino acids)
Cellular component (GO): membrane
Source: RefSeq, a predicted model, not a curated record